GCUAAGGCCCCGCCCACCGGCGGACAAAGAACGAGGAAGUUCGCUGAUCAUCGUUGAAACGGACAAACUCACGCUAGCAAGCGAGACUUCAUGAACCUGACAGACAACAUGAUUGAAUUCAUCUUGAUAGUUUUCACUCUGAGCGGAUCCUCAGGUACAAAUACCAUCAGCUGUAUGUAUUUUUGUGAGUGUUUGUGUGUGUGUGAUAGAGAACGAGGCAUUCAGAGGGACUACUUUAUGCCUCCGCCGAGUGUCACAGUGUGCUGAUAGAGUUGAUAUGUGUAGCCUAUGUAAAUAUUUUUGGAUAUCAGUGUUAAUUUAAAGCGUUUGACUCCUACGUGAUUAAGAUUUAAACGUGUUAAAGUAGUCUCAAAAGUUUAAAUCUGUCCUGUGCUGAGAGUUCAGAAAGUGAAACCUUCUUCUCAAGAGUCUCCAGAGAGACUCAGAGGGCUGACAGACUUAUAAGAACAAGACAGUCAAAUGGCUUUUCCAAUGCAGAAAAGUCUGAUCUUGGUGACACUACCUAAAAAUGCUCAAGACAGCACUAUACACUACCUGUACAGCCAUUUAAAAACAUAGUGUUGACAAUAGUGUUGAAAACAACACUAAAUACAUUGGUGUAUUUAGUGAGUUAACUGAGUACAAGACACAUGUACGUAUGUUUCACAUAUUUACUGCAUAUGAUUUUUGCAAUUCUACAGCAGAGUGCAAAAAAAAAAAAAAUACAGUAGCCUAUUUAGAACAAACAUAAAAUUCACAAUGGUUCUCCCUACAUUUGGUUGCACCUCUUACUUGUACUUGUACUUCACCUCUUCUUCCUCUGACCCUGUUUUGUUCCCUUCCUCCCUGCAUUCUCACCCCUCCUCCAUGAUGUUGCCCUUCCAUGUUUGUGUCACAGAACUGUAAAAAUGGUACACAUUAUGUCCUGCUGAUUUACAUAUGCUUGCCAAAUGAGGGUUCAUGAGAUUCAGCUCUGAGUGACCGUGGACAAGUGGCUUGUCUUGGUUACAACUAAUGCUUCACACACCUCCUCGUGAUUUAAAGCUGAGGUUCACCUGAAAGCAAUUGUUCAAUUUAGGAGACAUUUUUAGGGGAAAAAAAGAUAUAGGAAUGUAUGAAAUCAGUUGAACAGAUUUUGAGAACUAGUUCAACAUUUUUGUUUGUAAUGACUCAAGCAAUGAAAUGAGGACUAUUAGUUUGAUAGGAAAUGACUAUGCAGCAUUCAUUAGUAUGUUUCAUUUUGUAUGAAAGUAACUGAUACAUGUCCAAGAGCAUUUGCAAUUUGUUUGGAGGAAUGAGAAACUGCUCCGAUGAUAUGCACAAAUGACUCAAUGUUGUGGGAGUUGAACUAAUAGUUGUGAGAACCUUCAUUCUGGUCUGAGAAAUGCACCAAAACGACUGAGAGAAACUGUAAUAGAAGUACUAGAAAUGACAACAACAACAACAACAAUAAUAUUAAUAAUAAUAAUAAUAAUGGUAAUAAUAAUAUCUGUGUCGUCAGGACUUCUACCCCCCUCAUCUGUUCGUCUCACCUCCUAUAACAUGGACCUGGUGCUCAGGUGGGACCCACCUCCAGAAGCAGAAGGUGACCUACUUUACACUGCCCAGUACAAGUGAGUGCACCACACUGUGACUUUUGACCUUUGUGAUGGAAUUCCUGUUGCUGAGAGUUUUCAGUGUAAAUCAUCAGAGGAGGAUUUGCUACAAUUAAACUCUGAAACCGUAAGAGCAGAAGAGGACACUCAGAGUGGUCUAAUCUCUCAGAAGGAAACAUAAAGAAUUUCACCUCUCUGUGAGACUGUGUGAGCUAAUAGUACAAUAGGUUUAACUCUUAAUGGACUGGCCCCCGGGUAUUUGUCCGAGCUCUCACACAUUCAUGCCCCCGCUAGAGCACUGAGAUCUGCCAACCAGUGGCUAUUGGUCGUCCUGAAGACUCGCCUAAAGAGUAAAGGUGACCGAGCCUUUGGGGCAGCUGCUCCAAGGCUCUGGAACAGCCGAGUCGAUAGAGGUUUUUAAAUCCUCUUUAAAAACACACCUUUUCUCCCUAGCUUUUACCUAGCUCUUGAUUGGUAUUUUAUAUUUUAUAUUUGUUUUUUAUCUACCUACGUAUUUCAUAUUUGUUUUUAUUUAUGGUGUAUUUGUACCUCAAUUUUACUUUGCUGUAUUUUAAUCUUGUAUUCUGUGUUUUUGAUCAUAUUGUUUUGGUCAGCUUCGGUUGUUUUUAAAGUGCUCUAUAAAUAAAGUUUGAGUUGAGUUGAGUUGAGUUGAGUAGGUUUAAGAUAAUGUUCCUGAGUGUAACAUGUGAAAGAAUGUGUGGAUUUCAUCAUCUACUGUACAUAAUAUCAUUAAACGAUUCAGUCAAUUUGAAUCAAUCUUGAUGGUCCUGAUCCUUAGGCGCUCAGGUAGCAGUGCGCUAAAAACAGAGAAGAUUCUGGAGUGGAAAUCACUAUGCAGACUCAAAAUCACUUCCAAAAUCAGAGUUUAUCACUGAAUCCACAAAUGCAGGUUUAAACUGAAUCAUGCAAAGAGGAAACCAGAUACAAAAAGUACACUGUCCUGUGGUCAGUGAAUCAAAAUCUGACAUUCCCUGUGGAAAUCACACACACCCCUUUUAGAGUUGUUUUCUUUUUUGUAUUUUUUCACCCCCUGUUCUCCUCUCUACUCCUUUCUUCUCCUCUCCUCUCCUUCUGCAGAUCAGCUCAUAAGGAUUGGGUAUCUGUGUGUUUGAACUCCUCCCUCCAUCAAUGUGACCUGUCUCACCUGAAGACCUCUAUCUUUGUGUUUGGGACCUACACCGGACGGGUGAGGACGGAACGGGGGGAGGAGAGGUCAGAGUGGAGGGAGAGUAACAUUCUCACCCUAGACAAACACAGUGAGUCUAUCGGGGUCAUUUUAGGUCAAAAUAAUGAAUGGAGGUCAUUAUAGGUCAAAUUAACGUAUGGCGAUCAUUAAAGGUCUGUCUCUGUCUCUGUCUCAGCCAUCAUUGGGCCACCCAGCGUCUCUGUCCUAGCUCAAGGAAAAAAUAUUGAAGUCAGCAUCACCGACCCAAAGUUUGCCAUUUCAUCACUCAGAGACGUUUAUGGCACCCCCACUUACUACAUCACCUACUGGAGGGAAGGACAGCCGGAAAAGGUACAGUAAAUAUUUGUCAGAUGGAGAACCACAACCAGUUUAACAAACCAAACAUAACCUCCCUUCAGAAAACAAUCAACCAAACAAAAAUAACUAAACCAAACUCACCAGACCAAGUCGCCCAAAUAAAACCAACCAAACAAAACAGACCAACAAACAGUUAUGAUUCAAACCAAAGUCUAGAUACUAAAACAGAGAGUCCAGUCACACAAACAACCAAACCAAAUAUUAUUGUGUUUCGCUUUGAGUUAUCUGUGGUGGAAAUAUCUGUACUAACUGAACAGGAAGUGUCUUUUGGAGAGUAUUACCAACUUAUGCUAAGUAGACUGUUGUUUUUAGACAGUUUAAAGUUCUGUCUGUCAGAAUCAGACUCCCCUCUCCUCAGCUGCACGCACUUAAUCUCAAUAAGCAGUUUAUCCAAACUCAACAGCAACUUAGUUCAAAAAGUCAAACGGUGGGGAAGUUCCCCAUCAAACUGUAACUAAAAAACAGGGAACAACAGAACUGGUCUCUAUAAUCUUUCUUGAGUUUUUGAGUGUUAGAGAUCUGCGUAUACAUUUACACAUACCAAGCGGCUGCCAUCUUUUGCUGGAUCCUCUCAAAUAACCGUUGUGGUCCUUGAAGCUCUGUCGGACUUGUUUUGGAUUGUGGUUAAAAACCACACAGCUUGCCUCCUUCUCUAAGCACUGCUACUUUGCAGUCCAUUGUGGAUUACUUUUUAAACAUGUACGUUGGGUCUGAGAAAUCUUUUGCUUCAGGUUGUAUUUAUUUUGGAUACAAAAUAAAUAAGCAGUUCUUUCUUCUUGCCCGACAAGGAGAUGGUUCUGCUCUGGGAUGAGUUUUUCUGGUUUAAAGCCAGGUCUCCUGCAUUGGAAAAAAAAAAAAUGUUUUUAAAUUCAGCACUGACUUCGAUUUGGUAAUGAAACCAGGUAGUUAAGUCAAUGAUAUUGUUUUUACAAAAACAAUGUAGAAGUAGAUAUGUAGUAGUCUUCGCUGUGUUACCUAUUUUUGUAUUUAUCUGCAUUAAGUAAUGUGUGGGUCUGCAGACUGCAGGGUCUGAUCUGAUCCUCUGGCCCUGACUGACGAGUUUUUGUACCUGCAGCAGACCCGACCUCACUUGACUCCUCUCUGCUGACCUCUGCAGGCCAUAAACAUCACACAGAUCCAGCAUAACCCGGUGGUUUUAGACAAACUACUUCCUCGGACCAAGUACUGUGUCCAGGUCGAGAUCCACACAGAGCUGAACCCGAAGCCCAGCGAAGCCAGUAGGAUCGUCUGUGAGAGCACCGGGAACAGUAAGACCAACAGACGCGAGGUUCAUUCAUGUGUUCACUUGCACACCUGAGAGGAUGUAAUAGAGUUGGCAGGUUUAUUCAGGCUAAAGCUUUUUGAGAUGUUCUUGGAGCUCACCUGGUCUUCAUCUGUUUUCCAGGUGCCAGGUGUAAGCUUUAGUCUAAACUGAUGAGUUCUGUUAGUCCUGGUCUAAACAAGUGGGAAUGAUGACAUUCAGAUUCUGCUCCUGAUGUUUGAUCUGUCCUCUUUCUGCAGGAGAGGCGGCUACAUGGGUCAUUGCCGUGGUGAUCUUUGUCAUCAUGGCGGUGGUGAUGGCGCUGGUCCUGCUCACAGUCAUUUAUCGCAAAAGGAUAUCACACUUCCUGUGUCCAAAAGUUACACUUCCUCUGCACUUUGAGGUGAGUCCAUCUGUUGAAGAACAUCUACAUAUAGACUUCAGUUCAAGUACACAACAACUACAACCAAAUUCACAUCAACUGCACACCAACUGUACAUACACUACAAUUAAACUAUAUUUAAACUAUGCACCAACUACAAACCAACUUGCACCACCUUCUGCAACCUGUAACACAUGUGAUCAAUACCUGCUGUGACCCACAACACUUUAGUUCUAGCUGUAUUCUGUCCAGCAGCUGAUGAAAAGUGUUCAUGUCUACCUGUCGGUGUAGUUUUUGCUUUAGAGACUCCACAGAGUUUGAAUGUUCUUAUGACUAAACCUUCCUCUCUCCCCCUCAGCCCCUGAAAGUCCCCCUCAACCCCCUUCUUUACCAAGCAACGGACAACACCUACACACCUGAGGAGGUCUGCCACCCUGUAAGCAUCAUCCCACACCAAGGAUGUACAGACAAGCUCCUCUUACAGGAACAAAGGACUGUGGAUGAGCAGCAAUGAGGCAGAUGUAUAAAUCCUGACUACUCUGAUCAGAAGCCACGAUUACAUGGGCAAAAUUACUUGAUCCGAUAAAAAAAUUGAGGCAUCAGAAAAUCUGAAUCCAAUCAUGACGUGCGUAUACACUUGUCAAAUUUCGCUAAAGCAACCUCAGGAGAAGAAUUGCAUUGACGCCUGUGCUGUCAACAAACCAACAAAUGCGGGAGUGGCUCACUUCAUCCAAUUCAGGAGUCUCCCCCCUUUUAAAUUUUUUCACUAGAUGACGCCCUAGCUUAUUUAUUUUACUCAAAGGUUGCACUGUGCGUGCAGAUGUGACAUCAUUAUGCUGACAUCUUUACGCCUUGUUAUGUUAUUGGAGGAGCAGACACGGCACCUGCAGCUGUGUUUUAAUGCCAGAGUGUUAAUAAUAAAGCCUCCUGGCCUGAAUAAAUAAGGCAAAGGCUAAAGAGUGAAGAUUGAGUCGGGUUAGAGAGUCAUGAUCCGAAUAUGAGCCGACUUGGAUCAGACUCUUCUGAUCAAUACGUUACUUGACGCAUUUUUAUUCCGAUCGGGCCUUUAUUCCGAUAUUUGUGCCCAUGUAAAUGCAGCUAGGGAUUAGCAUCUUUACAUGUUUACAUUCACAGUUGAAGGAUCCAGAGGAUAAGAAACCUUUUUAAAGGCAGCAGGUGGCUCAGUUAGAGAUUUUUCACAGUGUUUAUUUAAUUUAUUAUUAUUUGUUUGUGUUUCAGCCUUAUUUUACUGUGUAAAUUUGCCUAAAUAAACUGUUUAUUUUGUAUAAA
This is a messenger RNA of Xyrichtys novacula (pearly razorfish), 6092 nucleotides long. The record is from the annotation of a GenBank genome assembly. Lineage: Eukaryota; Metazoa; Chordata; Actinopteri; Labriformes; Labridae.